AUGACAUCACAAAUAAUAACAUUGGGGUUAUUUCUCUCACUUUGCAUCGUCGCGGGUGGGACUGGACGACAGAGGAUUUGUUUCGAGCUCGAAAACGUGGAUGCGGAAAACCAAUAUAAUGAAAAUAGAGGUGAAGUGCAGACCAUUCCGGGCAAGAAAGGCCCCAAAGGAGAUUCAGGCCCACCUGGACCCAAAGGAUCGCAAGGGGACGUUAAUUAUGAUACACUAGAAGCCCUGAUUAAUCAAAAAGUCAAUAAAGCAAUGGAACAGCUACGAGCAGAAAUGAACGAAACCAUGAAUGAAUGGCUAGAAAGUACAACAGCGAAAUCAGAAGAACAAACAAUCAUGAUUCCCGCAGUGGUUGCGACUAUUCCCCCUGGGUUCGCUGAACGAGAUAUUGUGCGCUAUGGCGGAAGAAUAUUUAUACCUUUAGCAUCUGUGGAGGUCCGAAAAGCAUCAGCAGUCGCCAAAUGCCAACAGAUAGGUGGGAAACUGGCAAAUAUAUACAGCCAAGUUCAUAUGGACAAGGUCAUAGCAUACAUACGUAACAACAAGAUGAAUGGGAAAGGACAUAAAGGAUUUUGGCUUGGCAUGACAUACGACCCCAUCAAUGGGAUUCUACUUUUCCGCAACGGAACUGUGACAUCACUCAGCGGUUUGAAAUUUUACACUGGAUAUCCACAAAAUGGACGGCAACAUUCAACCCGUACGAACGUGUAUGUCAUGACUACAGAAAGUUUGGCAAGCGUAUAUCAAUACAUUUUCAACCAGGUAGAACAGAGCAGAUACGUUUUGUGUGAAAUUUGAAACUUGUG
Molecule: messenger RNA, 815 nt
Organism: Styela clava
Lineage: Eukaryota; Metazoa; Chordata; Ascidiacea; Stolidobranchia; Styelidae
Source: RefSeq, a predicted model, not a curated record